AUACGAUUCGUCGGCUAGAGUGACUCACAAACGGUCAUCCCUAAUCCGACAGCUCGCGCGCUGAACUCAAAUCUGUUUGAAAAAGCGUGCACUGUAAUUCAGUUUUUGACUGAGAUCUUCUUAUACUUGACUUGUUUUGCCUGACUGAUUCAAGAAGCCUUAGUUAACGGAAGAUCAUCAUCUUUGAAGAACUGCCCUUGCACUGGUGCACAAAAUGGAGUCGGUGGUGAGAAAGAGUAACAAGGAAAACACUAAACCUGUGUGUGGUCCAAAAAAACAAGUCAGCAGUAUUGUAUCAAAACAAAGAGUGGUAUGUAAAUCGGCACCUCUUCAGUCAAAGAAUGAUCUUAAGGAGGAUAACUCUGGAAAAAGAGAGAAGGAAAAGGAUGUUAGACCGAAGACCAAAACUAAUGAUGCUGAUCCUACUAAGCGCAACACACUAAGCCAGGCCUUCCGUACGCAGCAGACUGUAAGACACAGAAAGCUUGUGGAAGAAAUUCAAAAACCACCUUCUACUGUCUCUGCCAUUCAGAAAUCCAAACCUGGUACGUAUAAGGGCCGUGUGAUACAGUCUAAAAUCGAUUGUUUCAGAAAACCCAGUGGUGAUGCGAAGACCACAGAAAACCGGAUUUCAAAACCGGACGCGACCAAACCAAAACCUGAAUUGCCGAAAGUCCGGUCCAAGUCUGUUACUUCCCUGCCGGCAUCCAUUAAACCCAGAGUCAACUCUUUGUCAUCUAGAACGAAAUCUAUUUCUGAUGUCCCAUUGAAUGCCACUGAAAAACCAGUCCAGAAGUCAGUUUCUCAUAAACAGAUACCUCAAAAGGUCCCAGGCUCCAUCUCUCAAGCAGGUGCCCCACGGCUUGGUGUUCCUCCCAGGCCAGCUCCUCUAGCUACAGGGCGCUCGGCCACCAGCAGACCCAUCAUUUCAAAGAAGAAAGAGAUGGCGGUGCAAGUGGCGAAACCAAAACCGGCCACCACUGAACAGAAUGUCCGCAGACCUGUCACAAGUACAAUCAGCCACUACAAAGUGCAAAUGGAGACGGCUGAAGAGAGAAGAGCAAAGCUUGCAGAGUGGCUGGCAUCUAAGGGAAAGACUCUAAAGAGGCCUCCAAUCUCAGAAAAGUCAGCAACCUUUUCACAAAAACCAGCUCCACAGCCUAAAACUGCACCCAAAGCAACAAUUAGUGCCCAGUCUGUGCCUGUCAUCCAGACUGAGGCUGUAAAACCAACCCCUGCAUUGAAGACCAACAACAAAACUGAUGAUAGUAAAGUCCCUGACAAUAAACCAGUGUAUUCUAGCGGAUCAAACAAAAUUAUGAAUACCACAUUAGACUUGCUGGACAACAGUGAUAUGGAUCUGCCAGUCGACCCAGAGAUAAGGAUGGAGUCGUUGGUGAUGAACUUGUGUGAUAAAUUGGAGGCAAUGGAGACACCCUCAUCAUGUGAAGAUGACAUAAAUGCUGACAAAGCUGAUGCAUUGGCAGAGGAAAGAAUUGAAGAGCAAGUGGAGGAGCAUGAAAUGGAUAAAGUGUUUGAAAUUCUGGAAGAGGAAGAACUGGGGGAUGAGGAAGACCCAGAGAGUGACAUUACAGAAGACACUAAGAUGGCUGGCAUAAAGAAUGAGGAUGAUGAUCAGGAGGCUAAGGAGAAAAAGCCAUUUGAGAGUGAAGAUGACAGUGAUGAGGAGAUGAGGAGUGCCACUCCAGAGAUGGCAGGAGCAUCCAUUGUGAAAUACAAUGUGAAAACAACUCCAUAUCUGCAAAGUGUGAAAAAAAGAAUCGAUUGCGAAACUGUACCGGCCAGUGGCUCGCGACGCAAAAGCACCAUCAAAGACCUCAAGUUUCUGACACCUGUGCGACGAUCAACGCGAAUCCAGCGUAAGUCCUCUCGUCUGCCAGGUAUGCUGAAUGACCAUGACACUUGCGUCUCCUCAUUGGCUGAGCUGGUACAGAUGGAUGAUGCAGAUGCAAGUGCUUACAUCUACAGAAAAAACCCAGCACUACUGGAAGACCUGCCUGAUCAGCCUGGAGACUUAGAAAAAGUAUGCAGUUAAACAAUAUAAGCUGAUACAACACUGAUGUCACUUUCAAAUUGAAAAUGCAUACAUAACACCUACAUUUGAAGUAUUCUAUGUGACACUAUUAAAAAUGCUUUAUUUUAAUAUUUAAGUGUUUGUUGCAUUUGGCUGCUACUUGGAGUAAUCUGUUAACUGCAAUAGCUUAACGGUUUAAAAGGAUAGUUCAACCAAAAAUUAAUUUGUCAAAAUAAAUUUUGUCAUCAUUUACUCAACCUUGUGGUGUUCCAAACCUGUAUGAGUUUAUUUCUUCCGUUGAACACAAAAGAAGAUAUUUUAAAGAAUGUGGGUAACCAAACAGUUGAUGGCACCCAUUGAGUUCCAUAGUAUUAUUUUUCCUACAGUGGGUGUCGUCAACUGUCUGGUUACCAACAUUCUUUAAAAUAUCUUCUUUUGUGUUCAGCAGAAGAAAGAAACUCAUACAGGUUUGGAACAACAUGGGGGUGAGUAAAUGAUGACACAAUUUUCAUUUUGGGUGAACUAUCCCUUUUAGGACAAUUUGAUUUAUAAAGUUUCUUCUAUGCUAACAAGGCUCAUGCAGUGUGUGUGUGUGUAUAUAUAGAGCAAUUCCUGUAUUUGUAACAUUUUAACUAAACACUGCUUUGUUCAUUCUGGAAGUUUGGGGGGAAAAAUGGACAUGGUUGGAAAAAGUAGGAUUUGUUUUGAACAGUAUCAAAAAAUGAACAAACCAAAGAAUGUGUUGCCUUUCACUUCACUUAUGUAAUUUCUCUUCAAGAUGUUUAAGAUGCUGUCAGUGCUGCAAUUGUUAUUGUUCAGCUGUUCAUUUUCUCACUUUUAAAUGUUUGUUUUUUGAAUGUACAGUAAAGUCAUUAAUCAUUUUAAGUAUCUAAACAAUUAAACCCACACUAAGACCAUGUCUUUUUAAAGGCAAGAAGAGGAUUCACUGUAUUUUAACCAUUCUUUUGAUCACUGCACAUAAACCUAAAGCAUCUUAAUAAAGAAUAUUUAAGUGUAAUAAA
Ctenopharyngodon idella (grass carp) is the source of this 3057-nucleotide messenger RNA. Its product is annotated as cytoskeleton-associated protein 2. The record is from RefSeq and is a predicted model, not a curated record. Bases 215 to 2056 code for a protein of 613 amino acids. NCBI's taxonomy places the organism in Eukaryota, Metazoa, Chordata, Actinopteri, Cypriniformes, Xenocyprididae. The transcript is spliced from 7 exons. Gene Ontology annotation, biological process: negative regulation of microtubule depolymerization. Gene Ontology annotation, cellular component: microtubule cytoskeleton.